AUGGGAAUUUAUCAAGAAAAGCCCCAUUACAUCUGGCUUACCCGCACCGAGCUCGCCGGAGUUCCAGAAGAUGCACUCUCUGGACUUGAAACCGGGACUGGGGAGUUGGACGGCAAGUUGAUGCUGGAUUUAAAUGGCAUACAGGCUAGAUGGAUGUUAACUGUGGCGAGCUCGCCGGCUACGAGACAGAAUAUUUAUUUGGAGAGUAGACGGAUGGCAAAAGAAAACAUCCCCCUAUUCCACGAAGCAAUCCAACUGCGCCACCAAUCCGCCCACCUCCUAGGCUACCCAAGCCACCUCGCAUUUAAAGUAGAUCUCACAAUGGCCAAAACUCCCUCCGCCGUGACGAAUCUCCUAACCAACCUUCGCGAUCUUGUCAUCCGCCACUUACCAGCCGAUCUCUCCUGCACCUCAAAAGCGCUGAUCCCGCAGCCCAAGACCAGCCAAAUAGCGAGGUUAUACUUUGGUCCGAUAUCCCUAUUAUACCCGUCUGUAUGA
This is a messenger RNA of Pseudogymnoascus destructans, 498 nucleotides long. RefSeq lists its product as uncharacterized. Gene Ontology annotation, biological process: proteolysis; peptide metabolic process. Gene Ontology annotation, molecular function: metalloendopeptidase activity. The record is from RefSeq and is a predicted model, not a curated record. Gene Ontology annotation, cellular component: mitochondrial intermembrane space. The coding region runs from base 1 to 498 and encodes 165 amino acids. The transcript has 2 exons. NCBI's taxonomy places the organism in Eukaryota, Fungi, Ascomycota, Leotiomycetes, Thelebolales, Thelebolaceae.